UGCUGGCCUCUGGGUGCAGCUCACCGUCCAGUGACCGGAAGGCGCUUUUACUGUGUGCAGGAAGACUCUUUGUUUUCUACUUCAUUGUUAGUUGUGGUUUCUCCCUGUUUAUUUUUCUGAUCAGAGAGACAGCAAAGGAAAAGACACACUUCAUUUUGAAAAGCAACAGUGCUCCAGUUGGCCAAGAUGGAGGGGGACUACUUUGAGGAAGACAACGAAACCUCAUGUGAGUAUGCAGAGUGGGGACCUUCUUACUCACUCGUGCCCGUGCUCUACAUGGUCAUCUUCAUCCUGGGGCUGUCAGGGAACGGGCUCGUCAUCAUCACUGUAUGGAAGUCCGAGUCCAAGCGCCGGGCGGCUGAUGUCUACAUCGGACACUUGGCCCUGGCUGACCUCACGUUUGUGGUCACGCUGCCGCUGUGGGCGGUCUACACUGCCUUCGGCUACCACUGGCCCUUUGGCGUGGCUCUCUGCAAGAUCAGCAGCUAUGUGGUGCUGCUCAACAUGUACGCCAGUGUCUUCUGCCUCACCUGCAUGAGCUUCGACCGCUACCUGGCCAUCGUGCGACCGCUGCCGGCCGGUCGACCGCGCUCCAAGGGGACGAUGCUGGGCUCCCUGGGGGCCAUCUGGUUGCUGUCUGUCACCCUCGCCGCCCCCACGUUGCUCUUCCGCACCACUAUGAGUGAGUCACAUGACCGUAUCAUCUGCGCCAUGGACUUCAGUCCCGUGAUGACGGACCAAGGUCAGGAGGGAGCGUGGAUCGCCGGCCUCAGCCUCUCGUCCACGCUGCUGGGCUUCCUGCUGCCCUUCCUGGCCAUGACCAUCUGCUACUGUUUCAUUGGCCGUGCCAUAAGCCUCCAUUUCGGCGCCGUGCACAAGGAGGACCAGCGGCGCCGGCGGCUCCUGAAGAUCAUCAGCGCCCUGGUGGCCGUCUUCGCCGUCUGCUGGGCGCCCUUCCACAUGCUGAAGACCGCCGAUGCCCUGUCAUACCUCCAGCUGGCGCCCAACUCCUGCAGCUUCCUCAGCUGGCUGCUGAUGGCACUGCCCUACGCCACCUGCCUGGCCUACGUCAACAGCUGCCUCAACCCCUUCCUCUACGCCUUUUUCGACCUGCGCUUCCGCACCCAGUGCUUGCGGCUGCUGCGCUUGAGCAAGGAUGCCGAGGCUCCUGUGAGCUCCCAGUCAUCACAGGGCCAGAAGUGUGAGGGUCACACCGUGGCUACCAAGGUGUGAAUUGGUGAGCCUCAGGUGAG
This is a messenger RNA of Brienomyrus brachyistius, 1253 nucleotides long. RefSeq names its product apelin receptor A-like. Gene Ontology annotation, cellular component: membrane. NCBI's taxonomy places the organism in Eukaryota, Metazoa, Chordata, Actinopteri, Osteoglossiformes, Mormyridae. Gene Ontology annotation, biological process: immune response; G protein-coupled receptor signaling pathway. The record is from RefSeq and is a predicted model, not a curated record. The transcript has a single exon. Gene Ontology annotation, molecular function: G protein-coupled receptor activity. The coding region runs from base 187 to 1233 and encodes 348 amino acids.